AUGGGAUUUUUAUUUUCGAAAUUAUGGGCACUUUUCGGUAACGAAGAACACAAGAUCAUCAUUGUUGGUCUUGACAACGCUGGUAAAACAACCAUUCUCUAUCAGUUUUUAAUGAAUGAAGUCGUUCAUACAUCUCCAACAAUCGGCUCCAAUGUUGAAGAAGUUGUUUUCAAAAAUAUUCAUUUUCUUAUGAUGGAUAUUGGAGGGCAAGAAUCAUUACGUUCAUCGUGGCAAACAUAUUAUGCUCACACGGAAUAUGUUAUCUUAGUCAUUGACAGCACUGAUCGUGAACGCUUGCCUUUAUCUAAAGAAGAAUUAUUCCAUAUGUUACAAAGUGAAGAAUUACGUUCCGCAUCUGUUCUUAUUCUUGCAAAUAAACAAGAUAUCAAAGAUGCAAUGACUUCAGCUGAAAUCUCGAAACAGUUGUGUUUAACUUCGAUUAAAGAUCAGGCAUGGCAUAUUCAAGCAUGUUGCGCUUUAACGGGUGAAGGUUUAUAUCAAGGUUUAGAUUGGAUUGCAUCGCGAAUAAAACGAUAG
This is a messenger RNA of Adineta ricciae, 537 nucleotides long. Lineage: Eukaryota; Metazoa; Rotifera; Eurotatoria; Adinetida; Adinetidae. The record is from the annotation of a GenBank genome assembly.